AUGGGGGAGCCCAUAUUUGAGGAUGAGACACAAGUUAAUGCCUUGCAAGGUUUUCAACCUUAUGCUAAACCAGACCCAUUUGCUCCAACUUACAAUUCGGGGUGGAGGUCACCCAAACUUUUCUUGGAGACAAAAUCAAGGUCAAGGUCCGAGUCAGAAUGCCCAGAAUUUUCAGCAGCCGCAACUAUCAAUCCAGCCACAAUAUUAGCAACAGCAACCGGGAUUCUAUCGCCAGCCUCAAGCACUCAAAGAUUUGAGUCAGUUGAAGCUUCUAUGAAAAGGAUUGAGACUCAAGUUGGACAGCUUGUAGGAACUGUGGGAGAGCUGGUCAAGCAGAACACCAAGGACAAGUUGCCGAGCAAUUCAGAAAAGGCUCAUGCUAUUUCUAUUCUUAGAAGUAGCAAAGUGGUUGAUAACAAGGUUGAAUAUCCACACGCUGAUGAAUCAAGUUCUCAAGAGGCAGAAUUAAGAAAGUCGGGAGAAAAGAAUGAUGAUGCGAAGAAAAAAGAAAAGAAGAAGGAUAAUGGGCUUCACAAAGCUGCUAAUCAUUACAAACCACUUAUACCUUUUCCCAGUCGACUAAGAAAUGCUAAGCAGGAUCAGCAGUUUAAUGAUUUUUAUAAGCUGCUAUCGAAGGUGAAUGUAAAUCUGCCUCUACUUGAUGGGAUUCGAAAUGUUCCGCAUCAACUUCCACCAAAGCAGCGAGAUCUAGGAAGCUUUGUUAUCAAAAUUGCUUUGGGGAAUGGGAAGGAGGCAUCAGUUGAUAGGUCUGUUCGUUAUCCUAAAGGGAUUGUCGAAGAUAUAUUAGUUAAAGUUGGUGGUUUAAUUGUUCCUGUUGAUUUUGUUGUCUUGGAUGUGGAGGAUGUGAGAGAGAAUGGAAAAGAGCACACUUUGUGGUUAGGUAGGCCGUUUAUGGCAACAAUCAACACGUUAAUUGAUGUCAAGAAUGGAACUUUGAAAAUGACUGUGUUGGGAGAAACAAUGUCUUUUUCUAUUCGAGAUAAUAGUGUCAUACCUGCUACAUCUCUUAUGGAAAAUUGCUCUUUCAUUGAUGCUAUUGAUGCUGCGGUCGAGAUGGUAUUUUUGCAGGAGAAUAGCCUUAAUAGUGUACUUGCAGAUUCAGAGGCUGUGCAACUCUCAGAACUUUAUGAGUUGAGGAAUGAGGCGUAUGACAAUGCCAAGAUUUACAAGGAAAAGGUGAAAAAGCUCCAUGAUCGAAACAUUGUGAGAAAGGAGUUACGCCCGAAAAUGAAGGUUCUUCUAUUUAAUUCUUGGAUGCGAUUAUUCUCGGGCAAGCUACGAUCUCAUUGGAGUGGACCAUUUGAGAUUGAAGAAGUUUUUCCAUAUGGAGUGGUCAAAUUAUUCAAUCCGUGGAAAAAAGAAUCAUUUCAAGUUAAUAGUCAUAGAGUGAAGCCGUACAUUGAAGGAGUAAUUCGCCCGAAGGGAGUCGAGUCCAUUGUACUCGAUGAUGUGAUCCAUGAUUGA
Salvia miltiorrhiza (redroot sage) is the source of this 1485-nucleotide messenger RNA. RefSeq lists its product as uncharacterized. Bases 1 to 1485 code for a protein of 494 amino acids. The transcript has 4 exons. Lineage: Eukaryota; Viridiplantae; Streptophyta; Magnoliopsida; Lamiales; Lamiaceae. The record is from RefSeq and is a predicted model, not a curated record.